Peronospora farinosa is the source of this 741-nucleotide messenger RNA. The record is from the annotation of a GenBank genome assembly. Lineage: Eukaryota; Oomycota; Peronosporomycetes; Peronosporales; Peronosporaceae.
AUGUUACGAGACGUUAUUUCGGACUCACAUCCAACGGUAGUGGCUAAUGCCAUUGCAUCUUUGUCGGAAAUCUUAGAGAUUUACAGUGCAGGAGUAACGGCUUUCACGAUUUCCAAGUCCGUGCUGCAAAAACUAUUGGCGGCACUUAAUGAGUGCAAUGAGUGGGGACAGUGCUUUCAUGCUAACUCGGCCGUUGUGCUUUUGGCAGUCAAGGUCAUUAUGACAUUCCUCGAGAAGGUCUCGGACGCUGAUACGGAACGCAGUCUCAUUAACCUGAUUGUGCAGAAAAGCCCAGCAAUCUUGGCGAACGAGAUAAAGCAGUUCUUCUGCAAGUACAUUGAUCCGGUCAAUGUCAAAAUGGAGAUGCUGGAAAGUAUCAUCUGUAUUGUCUCGCAGCGCAACAUUGAACAGGUGCUGCUUGAGUUCAAGGAAUACGCUACUGAGGUGGAUGUGGAAUUUGUGCACCGUUCGGUACGUGCGAUUGGUCGAUGGGCUGUUAAGCUUGAACGUGCUGCGGAGAAGUGCAUCAAUGUGCUGCUGGAGCUUAUUCAGACCAAGGUCAACUAUAUCUUGCAGGAGGCUAUUAUGGCGAUCAAGGAUAUCUUCCGCAAGUAUUCAAACCAGUACGAGAGCAUAUUUGCUACCCUAUGCGAGAACUUGGAUACACUGGACGAGCCCGAGGCGAAGGCAUCAAUAAUUUGGAUUAUCGGCGACGUAUCGACAAUGCAGACGAGCUCUUAG